UUCUUUCUUUCUUAAACUCGUUGUAUUUAGUUAGUUACCGACCACACACUCCAUCGUCACUCUCUGCUCAGCCCACUACCGUCAUCGGCGACACUCCACAGCACCUAACAUGGAGCCAGAAGACGACAAGUCAGAAACAUCGACAACCAUCAGCACCCUACCGGACUCGAUCCUCUGCCACAUCCUCUCCUUCCUCCCAACCAGAACAUCCAUAGCCACCAGCGUCCUCUCCCGCAGGUGGCGCCACCUCUGGAAGCACCUCCAUGUCCUCAACCUUGACGGUUACUCCUUUAACACCCCUGAACUUUCACGAGACCACGUAGAAGAUCGCUUCGUUGAUUUCGUCAACGAGGUUCUACAACAGGUUCAAGUUCGUCGCAUCCAGAAGUUCCGCCUCGAGGGUGAGGUGCGAAAUUACUCCUGUACCCUCUCAUUUUGGAUCGACGCCGUUACUUCCGGGCCUCACCUCCAAGAACUGUACCUCUCUCUUUGGAACUCCAGUGGCUCCUUUUACACAUUACCUUACAGUGUUUUCUCUUGCACCUCACUGGUCUCACUCAUCUUGAAAGGUAAUAUUAUUGUUUCUUUUGAUAAUCUUCAAUCUCUUCAGUUGCCAUCUCUCAAGAACUUAGACUUGGAAAUAAUCUCUACUGAACUUGACAAGCUUUUAUCCCUCUGCCCUGCGCUUGAAACUCUCAAGGUCUUUAUAUUCUUUAAUUCCGGUGGCAUUGAUCCAAAUGAAAUCCACGUGCCUCGUUAUUUGAAGAGAUUAACUCUCGAGAGCGAAGCUUGCGAUUCGACGGUUGAUCAUCUUGAGAUACACACGCCGUCUCUUGAGUACCUUGAUAUUGCUUUAGUAGCUUGUUACUCGCAGAUUUCGGUUAGGACUUAUCCGAACCUGGUUGAAGCAUGUCUGAAUAUUUGUUUUGAUGAUAUGCAUAUUGAUUGGAUGCCCAAGCUUCUCAAUGCAGUCUGCGGAACAAAAUUUCUUGCCUUGCAAGCUUCAACAACCGCGUGUUUGAUUUGUGUUCCAUCUCUAGAGUUUCCCCAAUUCUGCUGUUUGGUUAGGCUGCAAAUUGGUUUUGAAUUUUUCAACUCCAGAGUGCUAAUAGACUUGCUUCACUGUUGUUGCAAGCUUGAAGCUCUCUUAAUUCAUGCAUGUGAGUCGGUAAGUUACGGUUGCUUGUAUGGGGAACCUGUUGAACCUUGCAGCUGGACACAACCGGUGAGUGUUCCAAGUUGUGUUGUAUCACACCUGAGCCUUAUUGAGUUUAGAGAAUAUGAAGACUUGGAAGAGGAGCAUGAAUUCAUUGCAUAUGUUAUAGAAAGAGGACUUGUUUUGAAGACAGUAACAAUUCAUACUAGGACUUUUACUGAUCAAGAGAUAAAAGAUCAUAUUCUCAAAAAAUUGUCUGCUGUCCCAAUGGGCUCAAGCAUUUGCCAACUUAAAGGGCGGGUAGGGGCGGAUAGGGGCGGGGCAGGUUAUUUUGAACCUCCAGAGCAACUGGAAAUGGAAGAAGAAGAAGAAGAAGACAAUCUAGAAACAGCAACAACCAUUAAUAUGGAUAUGAUAAGCACCAUACCGGACUCGCUUCUCUGCUACAUCCUUUCGUUCCUCCCAACCAGAGAUUCUGUUGCCACUAGCAUCCUCUCUCGCCGGUGGCGCCACCUUUGGAAAGAGCUUCAAGUAUUGGACCUCGAUGAUGGUCCCUUUUGCAACCCCGAACGUUCAGCAGAGGAAAUGGAUGAGUGUUUUAUUGCUUUCAUCAAUGCAGCUCUAUCCCGGUUUCCCCACAUCAAGAAGUUUUGCCUCUCCUGCGAGGUACUUUGCGAGGAUGACUUUAGAUCUUAUAUCAAUGCUGUCACUGGACCCUACCUUCAAGAACUGUUUGUCUCUCAGAUGUAUUCUCUUGAGAAUUAUGGAGUCCCUUGUGGAAUUUUCACUUGCCCUUCACUUGUGUCCCUCUGUUUAAAAGGUUAUAUUUCCAUCGAAGAUGAAGAUCUUCAAUCUGUUCAUUUGCCAUCCCUCAAGAACCUAGAGUUAGAUGUCAAAUACGUGAAUGCAGACAAGAUUUUAGGUUGCUGUCCUGUUCUUGAAACUCUUAAGCUCACCCUGGAUCGGGUUGAAUUUCCUACAAUCCGUAUGCCUAUUAGUACAUUGAAGAGAUUAACUUUUCAAGACGACUAUCAUGGCGAAGUUGUUGAGCAUUUGGAGAUAGAGACCCCAUCUCUUGAGUACCUUCAUGUCUCGUUAUGGGGUCGUUACCUCCGGUUUUCAGUUACUGAUUUUCCAAACAUGGUGGAAGCACAUCUUGAUCUUUGGAGUCAUCAAGAGGAUGAGCAUAUUGGUUGGAUACCUGAGCUUCUCAAAGCAGUCUGCAAAACAAAAUUACUAAGGUUGGGAUCUUCAAUAACCGGGAGCUUGCUUUGUGCUCCACCUAUAGACUUUCCCAAAUUUGGUUGUUUGCUUCAUUUGCAACUUCGCUUUGGAUCUUUCAAAUCUAGAUUCCUACUAGACUUGCUUCAUUGCUGUCAUAAACUUCAAGUUCUCAUUAUUCAGAAUGAACUCCAUGGUCAUGGUCCUCCCUUGAACCAGAAAUCAAUGUUACAGCCAACCAGUGUUCCUAAUUGUGUUACAUCACACUUGAACACUUUUGAAUUUGGAGGAUAUGAAGACUCUCUAGAAGAGCAUGCUUUUGUUGCAUAUAUUCUACAAAAUGGCCUUGUUUUAAUGAGAAUGAUGAUUCAUACUUAUACCAGUUAUGGUGAAAAGAUAAAAGAUCAUAUUUUCAAGGAAUUGUCUAUAGUACCGAGGGGCUCCAACAAAUGCCAACUUACAGUUGACUGACUAAUCAGUAUAUGCUGAUGGUACAGACUCUGACCUUUGCUUUCUGUAGAACUUUAUGUUUUCUUGUGGUGUGCCUAAUAAACUGUGAAGACUAAAUCUUUUUUAAAAUUUCAUGUUUCAUUGUUCACCUGAA
Molecule: messenger RNA, 2981 nt
Organism: Arachis stenosperma
Lineage: Eukaryota; Viridiplantae; Streptophyta; Magnoliopsida; Fabales; Fabaceae
Exons: 7
Coding region: 110-2848 (912 amino acids)
Molecular function (GO): protein binding
Source: RefSeq, a predicted model, not a curated record